Messenger RNA from Penicillium cinerascens, 234 nucleotides. Its product is annotated as Efflux pump. Bases 1 to 234 code for a protein of 77 amino acids. Lineage: Eukaryota; Fungi; Ascomycota; Eurotiomycetes; Eurotiales; Aspergillaceae. The record is from RefSeq and is a predicted model, not a curated record. The transcript has a single exon.
AUGGCCAUGUCAGCCAGCUACCUCGGCACCUUUCUCCACCACAUCAUCCUUCGGGCCAAUAUCUACUACCUCUUGCUUUACUACGAAGGCGUCCUGGGCUACAGCCCCGUCAUCGCCGGGGUAACCACCUUCCCCGAAUCCUUCACUGAGACCUUGGCAUAUGACAGAUGUUAUAUGGUAAACGGCUCGCUAAGUCUCGGCAAUUGCUCACCGGACCGCAGGUCCCUGGCCUGA